This is a messenger RNA of Cladocopium goreaui, 1587 nucleotides long. Lineage: Eukaryota; Dinophyceae; Suessiales; Symbiodiniaceae. The record is from the annotation of a GenBank genome assembly.
GCCCUGUCUUGUUGGGCAUUUUGUAGCAGCAUGUAGCGCUCAUGUCCUUGGGGCGAUGCAACUCGGAACCUGUCUUGCGCAGAACUGCGAGAGAUCCUGCAGAAAAGCGUUUUCUGCAUUUUCUGGAUCAUUAUUCCCAAAGGCAUAGGCCUGAUAGGCCUGUAAGUCGGGCACAGACACAACCGCAUCAUGUCAUUGUGACAGAUGCCGAUCGUGGACUGCGCCAUACGUCCCAGCCAUCCUUGCCGUCGGCCCAGAAAAGGCCCACAUCUGGUGCACCUGUCAGUCCUAUGACCGCGCUCUUGAGGCGACCCAGCUCUGCAUUGAGCAGGGACUCACCUGGUAAAAUCACAGCUAUCCGACAAAGGGUGCUAUCCAAGAUAGCCAUCGGAAUUCAUGUUGCCCUUUUAAAUGCCAAAAUCAGUCAGAAACCUGGAGAAAUCCAGCUAGAAGAGCCGAUGAGAGAAGCAACAGUUGAACAUGUCCAGCGAAUCUAUCGCCAAUUCCUGAGAUUCAAAGCGCUGGAGUCAGACAGGGCAGCUGAAGCUCAGUACUUACAUCAAGUGAAGCUCGUCCAAGAAGCCUGGUGUGAGAACUCGGGGCCGCAGGCUGCGCAGGACGACUCUUUCAGUCGGAAUCCGUGGGAUUCAGAGAGUGAGAACCCACUGUCGCGUAUGCGCUGGGCCACAUUCAUCCAUUGGUUGGAACAAGAAGCCAGUUGUGGAAUACAACAGACGUAUCGACGGUCAGUGGCUGCUCUAUUGAGAGGAGUCAAGCUUUGGAGGCAGAUGUGUGCCAGUCCAGAGCAAGCUGAGGGGAUCUCGCUUGGUUUGCUACUUUCAUGGGCGUUCCCUUCUUCAUCCUCUGCUAACAUUGCUGAAAUGCUAUCAUGGCUCGCACUCAAUGAACUUGAAAGCAUCCGUUGGCCAUCGCCAAGACUGAUAGAUGACGAAGAAAGAAAACAGUUGGAAAGGAUUUUCCACAAGGUCUAUGCAAAGGGCCGCGCAGCCAUCACUGCGGAUGACAUUGCUGGUGGUGACUUUCCAGACCGACAAACCCAGAUCAUGACAUUAGUCGACUCUCGCCUUGCUCGACAUGUUUUUGGUGACAAGAAAAUUGAUUGGCCUACCUUCUUGGAGCAUAUGUGCGAGAUGGGCUGCCAGGGCCAUCCGAGUGUCACCCGUGUAAGGAAUCCUGAAGGCGUUUGUUUGGCCCGCUGCCGACGAACUGCCUUGAACUUCCAUGGUUGGCUGUCAGAGACACCAUCGGAGAUGGAAGUUGAGCGUCGAAAGGUAGUUGAUGCUUUAGAGGCAGAAGUGGUUGCAUGGCGAUCAGGAAUUGGGUACUGAGCGAGUCAGCAUCAUGCUGUCCUUUGUCCUUGUAUUCACCUCUCACCGCUCUUUUGUGCUGCAUUUGGUGGCGCCCCUUUUGCUUGUUUUAACGGCAAGGGAUUGCCCCUUGACUGGGCCAAAAGUGCUCAGUUAGGUUCUGGGUUUGGAGGAUUUUCGUAUUUUGACCUGGAGCCACCAUAUUGAAGCGCUUGAACCGCUGAAGAAUAACGAAUCUUGCUAAGAGUAGCUUCCCAAA